GUUACUCUGUAAAUAAAACUUUAAUUCUUGGCACUAAGUUAUUGCUAUGUUUUGUUACAGACGUCUAUGAAGCAAAGACCAAAAACUCAUCAUGUCGGUGAUAUACAGCGAAGUUGCGGUUGAAGAUGUCUCUGGUAACAGUUUCUGGAUGGUGAGACACUUCAAAUACGAUGAUAAGCAGCAAAGACACCAGUAACUGAUUAGUUCAUUAAUAAAGUCAUGUGUUGACAACAUAAUUUUAUCUCUUAAUAAAUCAGUAGUAAGACUUCACAUUAAAUAUUUAGUGUACCUUUGGCACCAAAUUUCAAGAAGGACAUAUUGGAAUUGAGAAAAAUGCAGAGGUGGGAUGCGAAAUUGUAAAGGUGGAUGGAAGUAGGGCUGCCAUCAGAAAUUUUAGGGCCCCUGACACAGCUCAAGAUCUGGGUCCCCUGGGCCAGCCCCGAGUCCACCCACAAGGAUGAAGUGUGUGUGUGUCAUGGAUGCAGUUUGUAUAGUGGAUGCGGUAUGUGUGUCAUGGAUGCAGUGUGUAUAGUGGAUGCAGAUUGUACGUUUUGUGUAAUGUAUGUAAUGUUUGUAUGCAUGCAUUAGAUGCAAAGGUGUGUGUGUAGUGAAUGUAGGUGUGUAUAGUGAAUACACAGUGUGUGUUUUUGUAGUGCAUGUAGUGUGUUUGUAGUGAAUGUAGUCUGUAGUGAGUGCAGAGUGUGUAUAGUGCAUGUAGUGUGAUUGUAGUGAGUGCAAAGUAUGUUUAGUGAAAGUAGUGUGAUUGUAGUAAAUGCAAAAUGUGUAUAGUAAAUUGUAGUGUGUUUGCAGCGAGUGCAAAGUGUGUAUAGUGAUUGUAGUGAGUGAAAAGUGUGUUUAGUGAAUGUAGUGUGAGUGUGUGUAGUGCAGAUUGUGUUUAGUGAAUGUAGUGUGUGUGUAGUGCAGAGUGUGUUUAGUGAAUGUAGUGUGAGUGUGUUUAGUGCAGAGUGUGUAAAAUAGGCGGGAGGGGAGUAUUUUUUAUUUAUUUGUGUAUAUUUCAAUUCUAUUCCCCCCUCCCUGCUUCUUACCUUGCCAGGGAGGGGGGAGAUUGCAUACCCUGGUGGUCCAGUGGCAUGGUGGAGGGAGACAGACGCUGUACAUUGCAGAGGGGGGCCCAGCAGCACACUGUCUUCCUUUCCAGCUCCUCUCUGACUAACUCUCGCGAGACCGGCCUGCGUGCUGUGCGGAGCGUUGCCAUGGUAACCUGUGGCAACGCUCUGGUGGCCGGAGGGCGCAGGAAAGUUAAACAGAGAGCAGUUGGAAAGGAGGACAGAGUGUGCUGCUGGGCCCCCUCUUCAAUGUACAGGUAGCAGCGUGCCCACAGUGCACAUAUAUAUAGCGAAAAUCGCUAUAUAUAUGCACAUAAGGAAGGUGGGGCUUGGACUGCCAGAGUAGUCCGGGCCCCCCACGAACGCCGGGCUCAUGACAACCGUUAUGGUUGUCAUGCCCCGAUGAUGGCCCUGGGUGGAAGACUUUAGUUAUGAAGAGAAGUUGCCUUAAAAAAAAAAAGUAUAAUACACUUAACGCGUUUCACCAUACAAUGGCUUUCUCAAAAGUGUUUACAGAAGGAAGGACCAGAGCUGCUUUAAAUAAGGAGGGAAAUUCAAAAAUAACUACUGUGUGAUUCAUGGGUCCCAUGGCCAACAUUAAUUAACAUAAUAUUUAUAGAAAAAGAUAAAAGAGCAAACUAUAUACUUAUACGGUGUAAUAUUAUAAAUAAUAAUAAAGAUAUAACAAUGAGCCAGUAAACCUUAUGAAAUAAAACCACAUAGAUAUGGACAUAAAAAAGAGAAAAUAAAUAAUACAUAAAAAUAACAAUACAUAAAAAAGAUAAUGCAUAAAAAUGAUGAUAAUAAAAAUAGAAGUGCUAAAAAAUAGUUAUACUCGAGAGGUGGCAAUAUAGAAUAUAAUAAAAUAUAAUAAAAAAUACUGUGAAAAAGGGCCAUAUUAACAGGGUUAUUCCAAGUAUAUAAAAUGAACAAAAAAAGGCUAAAAUGAAUACGAGACUUGUGGAUAAAGGGGGGAAUAAGGGGCAUACAUAAAAUGUGGGACAAGAUAACUGAAGUGUGAUUAUAAAAAGUUAAAUAGAUCGAAAUCAGAAUUUAGAUCGGUAAUAUUGCCACCUCUCCAUGGCAAAGUGCAGACUUCUAUAGCAUAAAAGUUCAGGAAUUUGGGGUUUCUAUUACGUAUUAAAAAGUGUUUAGACACUGUAUGAUUACUAAAACCUGUCAAAAUAUCCCUGCAGUGCUCUGCUAUCUUGGUUUUGAGAUUUUAGGUUGUCAUCCCCACUUAUUGGAGACCACAAGGGCACUCCAAUACAAGACAUACAUUUUAGAUUCUUUGUUCAUAAUGUUGUAAGAAUGGUCAGUGUGUUUACACGCCGAACACAUUUUGCAUUUAAAAAAACCUGUUUUGUUGAAAAAUAUGUUUUUUUGUUUAAUAGAUUUUCUUGCAUAGUUUGUAGUUAAAAAGGAUCUAAGGUUUGGAGCUCCCAUAAAGACGAUUUUAGGUUUGGAUGGUAAAAUCUUAUUUAGUAUGUCGUCUUCUUUAAGUAUGUCCCACUGCUUGUUGAUUAUUUUUUUUACUUGGUUUUAAUCUUAAGAGCUGGCUCUUAUGGACACUGUUGAGCCAGGGGGCAUUGUGACAACUUGUAAGAUCUAUGAAUGUGUUAGUGUGUACGUUUUAAAAAGGUUUUCGAGGUCUAGAAAGUUGAUUGAGGUUUUACUGUAAUUUAAACUUAUGCCUCUAAAAAUUUGGUUAACACUACUUUUGACCCUAUCCAAAUAAAAAACAGAUCAUCGAUGUAACCACGGUAGAGUACCAGGUUCGCUCCCCAGCCAUGCCCACCCCACACAGUGGAAUUUUCCCAAUCCGCCAUGAAGAGGUUGGCAUAGCUGGGGGCAAACCUAGGCCCCAUUGUGGUACCAUUCUUCUGAAGAUAAAAAGUGUCAUAAAACCAGAAAUAAUUAUUAUUUAAAAUCAACUGGAUACCAAUAAAAUCAAUUUGUGAUUGGGAAAUGUCUUUUUCUUUAUCUAGUAUACUUCUUAUUGCACUAUAACCUAUGUCAUGGGGAAUGAUAGUGUACCACGACUGUACGUCGCUACUUACUAAAAUGUAAUCUGCUUCCCAUUCUAUGUUUUUUAAAAUUUGGAGGAGGCCCAUACUGUCUCUUAAAUAGGACUUAGUGUUUUGUACAUAGGGUUGGAGGACGAUGUCAAUAUAUUCAGAGAGAUUUGAUUGAACUGAAUUUAUCCCUAAAACGAUGGUUCUACCUGGAGGAUUUUUUAUGUCUUUGUGUAUUUUGGAAGGAAGUAUAUAACAGGUAUUGAUGGAAAUUGUACAUUGAUGUAAGAGUACUCCGAAUUAUUUAGGAUUUCCUCAUCUUUACCUUUAUCAAUCAGGAGUAGUCAUUUCUUUAUAGUUCCGGUAGGGUCAUGAGUGAGUUUUUGGUAUAUAGAAUCAUUAUUAAGAUAUUUAUAUGCUUCUUAUUAAGGUGUUUAUAUGCUUCUAGAGGCAGAAGAGCUGGUAGAAGAAUCCAAAAAAGGAAGGAUCGAAUAAAUACCAACAGCUCUCCUAAAGAAGAAUCAAGAAUUUUUAACCUAUCACAUAAAGUUUUAACCUCCACAACACCACUAUCUUAAACACUUUCAUUGAAAAUAUAGGCGCUUUAGAUAGAAACUCUCUUCUGGAAUACAAAACAAUACAAAAACAAGAUAUAAUGCUCCCUCUAGUAUUUGAUUAUAGCAACAAAAGCCACCAAAUGAAAAAAAUAAUCAACAAGCAGUGGGACAUACUUAAAGAAGACGACAUACUAAAUAGGAUUUUACCAUCCAAACCUAAAAUCGUCUUUAUGGGAGCCCCAAACCUUAGAUCCUUUUUAACUACAAAUUAUGCAAGAAAAUCUAUUAAACAAAAAAACAUAUUUUUCAACAAAACAGGUUUUUUUAAAUGCAAAAUGUGUUCGGCGUGUAAACACACUGACCAUUCUUACAACACUAUAACCAAAUUUAAAUCAAAUAUUAUGAACAAAGAAUCUAAAAUCUUGUUACUUGUAACACGUAAAAUUUCUCAUGAACUAUUCAUAUAUGAAACAUUAUUUAUUAUGAAUAAAAUAAAAACAACUGUGAGAAAUUAAGAUUUUUUAAAAAAAAUGUGUAGUUCCGCCUGACAUUUUAGCUGUAAAUGUCAUUAUACUGUUAGCUUUUACUGCAAUAAAAUGCACAUAUUUGUAUUCAGCAAAGUCUCACGAGUACAACAGUACUCCCUAUUCACAGAUUUUACGGUGUUUUGGAAAGCACAUUCCAUUUUUCAUUUUUUCACAUUAAAAUUUGCCCGAUCAGUAAUGUUACCUUUGAGACCGUGUGGUAGCCCAGGAAUGAGAAUUAGCCCCAUGGUGGCAUACCUUUUGCAAAAGUACACAACUCAGCAGGCCCGGACUGGCCAUCGGGCAUACCGGGCAAAUGCCCGGUGGGCCGCGAUGGCCGUGGGCCCCUGCAGGGCCAGCGCUACCCUAUCAAAGAUCUCCCUCACCAGCCCACAGGCAGUGUCACAGACGGCCGCCGGCUGGGGAGUGAGUGAGGGAGGGAGGCAGGAGAGAGGACCGGCGGAGCUCUAACCAGCAGCUCCGCCCGGUCCUCUCGCGGGAUUCUGAGCCGCCCAGCUCUCGCGAGAGUGAACUCUAGCCCUGAAGGCUAGAGUUCACUCUCACCACUGGACCACCAGGGAAGCAUGACAGCAUGGCAACACGGCUCCCCCCCUCCCAGGCUAAAGGUAAGAAGGGGGGGGGGUGGGCAUAACUUUUUUUGUAAAAUUAUUAAUAAAACAAUAUAUAUUUAAAAUAAUUUCCCUAACAGCCCCCAACAGACACCCCCAGCACAGACACACACAGCACCCCCAAUUUUACUUCCCAAUUUACAACCCCAGACACACACACAGCACCCCAGACACACACACACACAGCACCCCCCAGACACACACACAGCACCCUAGACACACAGCCCCCAGACACACACAGCCCCCGACACACACACAGCCCCCCCAGACACACCCCAGACACACACAGCACACCCAGAUUUUAGCACCCCCAAGACACACAGCCCCCAGACACACACACAGCACCCCCCAGACACACACAGCCCCCAAUUUUGGCCCCCAGACACACACACACAGCCCCCCAGACACACACAGCACCCCAGACACACCCAGCACCCAGACACACACCUUUGAACACACAGCACCCAGACACACACAGCUCCCCACAGACACACCCAGCGCACCCCCAGACACACACAGCGCACCCCCAGACACACACAGCACACCCCCAGACACACACAGCACCCCCAGACGCACACAACACCCUCAGACAGACAGCACCCUCACUCCCACACAUAUACAGCACAUAUAUAUUAUAUAAAAUAACCCUCAGUGAGUUAACAGACAAAGAAAAUUAGAAACCCAGAAUGUGACGGCAGAUAAAAACACCCUCACACACAGCACUCCUCUUACACAAACACGCUGCGCACCUCACACAUACAAUACGUCCAAAUAUAUUAUAUAUAUAUAUAUACAUAUAUAUGUACAUACACACACACACACACACACACACACACACACACUACAGCACCCCUCACACUGCACCACUACACACAUUACGCUCCAGAUACACGCUAAAUCCCUUACCCUAUAUGCACUCUUAAUCCUCUACACACACACAAUCUUCUAUACACACUCUGGGUCCUUUACACACUAGAUCUCUUACACACACACUGCACCACCUACACACACACUACAUUCUUUGUAAGCAAACACAUACAACAUUCUCUAAACACACCCUCUCUACACACAGUAGUGUGUGUGUAUAAGUGACACACACUACGUCACCUAUACACACACACUACUGCCCGUAUGCACACACUCGCUACAUCCCCUAUAACACUUUGCUCCUAUACACGUACUCUCUACAGCCCCUAGCCACACAUAUUACACCACAAAAUUGACCUAUUUACACAAUACCACACCACACUCUACACACAGGCAAUCCCACAAGCAUGCGCCAAACACAUGCACCAUACACUUUCCUGGCCCUUUUGUCCUCUGGUAUCCCACUUGUGGAGACACCAGAGACAAUUUAAAAGCAAACACAGCGCAAGCAUGUUAUUAAAUUUGCUUGCGCUGCGCAGAACAAUUACAGGGCCUUUUUCUAAUGCUAGAGCUCUUCAGCGGGGCUCUGCGCAUUGAACCAACAUGCUCACUUUCAGAGGGGGUGUACUUCUCAUUAGUGAUGACAAAACACACCCGCUCUGGCCCCGCCCCCUUCUUGGGGGGCCGCUCUAAUUGAAAAAUGCCCGGGCCUAAUUUUUUUCCCAGUCCGGCCCUGCAACCCAGGGUAUUGCAAGUGGGGUAUGUCCAGUCUUUUUUAGUAGCUACUUAGUCACACCCACCACCACCACCAGAUUCAGAAAAUCCCACCUUGCAAAAUUAACUGUAAUCUAUUGUAAACAUUGCAACUUACAUGUGUGGGUGCCUUAAGUGCCCCUUUAAAUAAGAAAAGGGUGUUUUUGGCAAGGUAAACAUCAUGGAUUUUACAUGGAGAACUGCAUAUUUGCUGCUCCUGAAUAAUGUCCUGAGUACAGUUACACCAAACAUGUUUUCUGUAAAGCACUUUGCAGGUUGUUAUAGCAGCCUGAAAGGAAUCCCUGUAGCGUCCUUAGCAUGCACAAUAUAUUGUCCCUUCUGCCUCCUUAAAGGUUAGUAUACAGCCAUGAAAUUUGACCUACAAAUGUUGCUGUAGAUUGUAGAAGGCAGAUGAGCUGGAAUGGUGCAGAGGGGGAAAUUUAAGCCUUGGGAGAUAUUUGUUAUUCCUCCAUAGAUGGUAAUUUAGAAAUUUUUUUACUAAAAUUGUGUUAUGCAUUGCAUAAAAAUGAUUGCGAGAGAAUAAGUUAAUGCACACAAUUCUGUAUAUGCAUUCUACAAAUACAAAUACUGUGUAGUACAAUAAAGCGUUUGCAUCUGUUGUUUUUAUUAUUUCCCAGCCCAAUAAUUACAGCAGCACGGUUAAGAGAACAGAGGACGGUUAUCGACUCUGCGAUGAGAUUGUAGCUUGUUUCCAAGACAGAGCCAAAAUCGAGAGGCAAUAUGCCCUACAGAUGGAAGAGUGGACCCGCAAGUGGAAGCCUCUGGUAGACAGCAGUGAGUAAAGAACUGAUCAUCACAAGUAUUUCAGUGUUAAGGAAGAAUAUCCCCAAAUUCUUCUCCACGUUGCUUCAUUGUCAGAUUCAUGUACUUUCAGCUACUAAAUUUUUAUUUAGUUUUGCUUUUGCAUAAGGCUGCCAUCAGAAAUGUUGGGAACCCUUACGAAAUAGCUGGCCAAAGGCCCUGGGACCUCAGACAUACUCUUGUUGCAUGCAUACACAUAUACGCUCACAGAUAUACAUUCCCAAAAACAGACAGACAUUUAUACACACAAAAACAUGUACAGGUAAACCUGGACACACAUAGAUACAGACACACACACACAGAGAUACAAACUACAAGACACACCUUGAAACAAAUAAUGCCAGAUGUAUGAAGUAGAUAAGUUGGUGCAAAAAUUUGAAAUGAAAUAUAAAUAGGUUUGCAGCACCCACAAUAUACCCAGGUAAUCAGGUACAGAAGUAAUCACAAAACAGAAAAGUGCUGGUGUGCAGAAAUAUGGACAGGAACCUCUCAAGUGUUGAGAAGUGUUAUUAAACAAGACAUACAGUGAAAACAGGUGUGAUCCCUUAUAGGGGGUCUACAAGACCAAGUAUCUAUAUAUGCAUACUUAUAGCCUGUUACACUGUGCAGUUGAUAUCUGCAGUUAAGGAGACAAAAACAGGGGGGAGGGAACAGAGAAAGCACUCCCAGUGCAAUACAAUUAUUAAAAUUUAAAAAUAAGGUAAACUGUCUCUUUAAGAAUGCAACUCACAAAUGUAGAGUGGUAUUAGCCUCACUCUAAGCUAUCUCGCCGAGGGAGGAUCACCCCCUCGGGUACGUGGGAUCAGAUUAAUGCUCAUGCGACUCCAGUGUCAGGCAAAAAACAUUUAUUCAGAAUAAAAACGGCUGACAAAGCCCCAAGAGGUGGGGCGAAACGCGUCAUGUGACCUGGUGAUUGGGAUACACAGAAACACGGAAGUGAACUGAAUACACACGCCAGCCAGCAGGACCAGCCCCGGAAGGAGAUAGAUGCUUUGUAGUAGUUCAGCGUAAUCUAACUCCCCAUGGUGUGGUGAGCUGCAGCUGGACUGUGCUUUUUACUAUUUGGCUAUCAGCUGUUUUUAUUCUGAAUAAAUGAUCUUCCCCUGUUUUUGUCUCCUUAACUGCAGAUAUCAACUGCACAGUGUAACAGGCUAUAAGUACGCAUAUAUAGAUACUUGGUCUUGUAGACCACCUGUAAGGGAUCACACCUGUUUUCACUGUAUGUCUUGUUUAAUAACACUUCUCAACACUUGAGGGGUUCCUAUCCAUAUUUCUGCGCACCAGCACUUUUCUGUUUUGUAAUGCCAGAUGUAUGCCGAUAAACAAUGCUAGACAUACUCUGUUACACACUGCAACAUAAACACACACAAUUGCACACUGGCAGUCACAUGUAUACACACAGUGCCACACACAUGUUGAAUAAUAUACUAUACAUGUUAUUUUUAGGGAUCCUCCUGAUUCCCAACUUUUUGGGUAAAGGAUAGCGGCUUUUCUUUGUGUUUAGAGAAGUGUGCUGGAAGAGGUUUGUGCUAAGGGUGCCAUCAAAGUGACAGUAAGGGGCCUGCUCCACAGCUGAUUUUUAAAGGACCACCAUAGUGCCAGGAAAACAUACUCGGGCUGGAUGGCGAGGAAAGGGGUUUAAACUUACCUUUUUUCCAGCGCCGGGCGGGGAGCUCUCCUCCUCCUCUCCGAUCCUCCUCUUCGGCUGAAUGCGCAAGCGCGGCAGGAGCAGCGCCCGCAUUCAGACAGUCUCAUAGGAAAGCAUUUAUAAUGCUUUCCUAUGGACGCUUGCAUGUUCUCACUGUGAUUUUCACAGUGAGAAGCACGCAAAUGCCUCUAGCGGCUGUCAAUGAGACAGCCACUAGAGGAUUUGGAGGCUGGAUUAACCCAUUUAUAAACAUAGCUGUUUCUCUGAAACUGCUAUGUUUAUAAAAAAAAAGGGGGUUAAUCCUAGAGGGACCUGGCACCCAGACCACUUCAUUAAGCUGAAGUGGUCUGGGUGCCUAGAGUGGUCCUUUAAUGAAAUUCUGUUAGAGAAGAUUGAAAAUUAGCCAUAUUUUGUUUCAGUGACUAAGGCAAGUGGGUACCCAUGCUGGAGCUGCCCCCCUACCUGUUUCCCCUCUGGCAACCCAACUUUUACAUUUACCUUUGACAGCAGUGAUUUCCAGACUCACCAUUAAAGGGACAUCUUAGGCAAUAUGACUGCUUCAUCUGAUUGAUGUAGUCAGGGCCAGAUUAAGAGCCCAGUGGGCCUGGUGCUGACAAUUAUGACGGGCCUAAUUACAGAAUCAUAUCGACCAAAAACAGUAAAACACUCCCAAGCGUCAUGUAUCUGAUGGAGAUGGUGCUGGAGAGAAAGAAAACAGCAGCUAUAAUAAAACACAUACCCUAUGCUAAUCUCUCUCUAAUUUAUGUUUUCAUCUUUUAAGUAAAUCCAUUACCCCUAACAGCAAUGUCCAGUCAAGCAGGAAGUCAAUGUGCGGGGUAAAAGGGUGUGCCACUGACACAAAUCACGUAACCUGCCAAAAGGGGCGAACAUGCCCAAAAAGAGGAUAUGUCUGCCCAAAGAAUUAGAAGGCCAGCCUGGUAUGAAUGCAUGUCAGGCUGCCUGCCAAUCAUGCAGCUGGCCAACUAAGGGCAUACUAUGCAGACAGCACCCUGAGCUUGGCAUAAAUGCAUCUAAUGAUGCGCUCACUCAACGCUUUCUAAGGACUGUCCACUAGCACUCGCUAGUCCACUUGUCUCCUUACCUUCUUACUAGCAGGCAGAAGCUCCUGGUAUAUGUAGUCUGGGACAGAGAAAAGAUGGAUGUAGUGAGUGUAAACGAAUGGGAACAUGCCACAGUGUUAGAGAGACCAAAGUCAGCAUUACCUUAAAGGAUCACUAUAGGGUCAGGAACACAAACAUGAAUUCAUGACCCUAUAGUGUUAACACCACCAUCUAGCCCUCCUGGGCCCCUCAUGCCUCCAUAAAUAUAGCAUAAUCUUACUGUAUUCAAGCCUGAAGCUGUAACUCUGCAUGCUGUUAGACUCAGAAAACAAGCAGUCUGCUGACAUCAUUAGAAGUGAUGGCCUAAUCCAAUCACAGUGCUUCCCCAUAGGAUUGGCUGAGACUGACAAAGAGGCAGAUCAGGGGAAGAGCCAGCAUGAUUCAAACACAGCCCUGGCCAAUCAGCAUCUCCUCAUAGAGAUGAAUUGAAUCAAUGAAUCUCUAUGAGGAAAGUUCAGUGUCUGCAUGCAGAGUGAGGAGAUACUGAAUGUUUGGAUGCAUUUUAGGCAGCCAUGACCCAGGAAGGAUCUCUAACAGCCAUCUGAGGAGUGGCCAGUGAAGUUAUCACUAGGCUGUAAUGUAAACACUGCAUUUUCUCUGAAAAGACAGUGUUUACAGCAAAAAGCCUGACGGUAAUGAUUCUACUCACCAGAACAAAUUCAAUAAGCUGUAGUUCUUCUGGUGACUCGAGUGUCCCUUUAACUAUGUUCAUUGUCAGCCAGUCCACACAAGUUUUGUUCCCAUACAUCCCUCUUAAGUUUCCAUACAUAAGUAAGAGUAUGUGAAAAGUAGUUAGGGUUGCCACCUUUCUUGGAAAAACAUACCGGCCUUGCUAAUUUGCAUAAUUAAAUGGGUGACAUCACAUGAUGUAAAUCACAAGGAGUGAAAUAAGAGAAAAUGCUGUAAAAUCACCAAAAAACUACUUAGUUUGAUUCUGCUGUAUAGAUGGAUUCCUCCCAGUACCCCAUGUGUCGAUUACUCCAGGUCUCAGUGCCCCAUGUCUCCCAGUGUCCCCUAGUGUCGUGUCCCCAGGUCUCCCAGUGAUCCUAUGUAUCACAGUGUCUCAAUGCCCCAUGUCUCCCUGUGUCCCCAUGUAUCCCAGGGUCCCCAUGUCACUAGGAAGACGGGAAGACCUGGGGACACAGGGAGACCUAGGGACACGGAGACACCAGUGACACUGGGAGACUAGGGGACUCUGGCUGGGACUCAUGGGGACACUGGGAAAAUAGUGGACACUUGAAGACAUGGGGACAUAGACACCAGGGACACAAACACUAGAUACACUGGCUGGGGGACAUGGGGACAUUGAGACAUGGGGCACUGGGAGACAUGGGGACAAGGAGACACCAGGACCACAGACACUAGGGACACUAGCUUGGAGACAUGGGGACAUUGAGACACCUGAGGCACUGGGAGACAUGGGAACAAUGAGACACUGGGAGACUAGGGGACACUGAGACACCAGGGACACUGGCUGGGAGACAUGGGGACACUGUGUCCCCAUGUGUCUGUGUCAUAAUGUCUCCCAAUGUCCCUUAGUGUCUCAGUGUCUGCCAUAAUGUCCCCCAAUGUCCCUUAGUGUCUCAGUGUCUGCCAUAAUGUCUCCCAGUGCCCCUUAGUGUCUCAGUGUCUGCCAUAAUGUCUCCCAGUGUCCCUUAGUGUCUCAGUGUCUGCCAUAAUGUCUCCCAGUGUCCCUUAGUGUCUCAGUGUCUGCCAUAAUGUCUCCCAAUGUCCCUUAGUGUCUCAAUGUCUGCCAUAAUGUUUCCCAAUGUCCCUUAGUGUCUCAGUGUCUGCCAUAAUUUCUCCCAGUGUCCCUUAGUGUCUCAGUGUCUGCCAUAAUGUCUCCCAAUGUCCCUUAGUGUCUCAGUGUCUGCCAUAAUGUCUCACAAUGUCCCUUAGUGUCUCAGUGCCUGUCAUAAUGUCUCCCAGUGCCCCUUAGUGUCCCCAUGUCUCCUUGCAGCCUUUCCCCCAUCCCUUACUUCCCUGAGCUGUAGGCUGUCUCUGCAGGGUGGGAGUUGCUGUCUGGACUCUCUGUAGCUGCACCCCUGCAGAUCAGUAAGUAUAGAUAGGCAGGGAGGGAUAUGCUGGAACUUCCUAUCCCUGCCUCUCUCCAUACACAGUGACCCCUACUGGCCAGUGCUGGUAUUGCAGAGUAAUCUCUUGUUUAUACUGAGAAAAAUACCAACAUUUGUAUUGCCAGUAUCACUGCAAUAUUGGCACCAGCCAGGCAGCCUCAAAUACUGGCUGUGCCAAUAAAAUAAAAGUCAGGUGGAAUCCCUAAGAGUAGUGUGUGGAAAAAAAAAAAAAAUUAAUUUAUUUUUUUUUUUUUUUAAUAAAUCAAUGGGCCUAUUCCAUGGGCCUGGGCCUGGAGCUGCAGCUCCAUCAGCCCCUAUGUUAAUCCGGCCCUGGAUGUAGUUAUAGUGUCUGGGGUCCCCUGGCACUGUCAUUUUAUUCAGUGUUAAACCAUUUUUAAUGUUUUAAUGUUAAACAGGCGUCCCCAGCAGCCCAUCCCCUGUGCUACUUGGGCUAAUUAGUAAUAUUAGCCUGAGCAGCAAUAGACAGCUGUGAUUGGCUGUUAUGAAUCAGUAUGGCUACAAGGAAGUGUAUAAUCUCUGCCUUAGACAUAUCCCCAGUGGGGGUGGGGCCAUGGGAAACAAGGGACCCACAUUCAGUGUUUAAUUGCUUGAAAAUGGUUUAACAAUGAAUGGAGGGACAGAGCCAGGGGAUUCCAGGCACUAUAACCAACUCAAUGAGAAUUAAUUGUUGUAGUGUUUACAGUGCUCCUUUAAUGAUUACCUUUCAGACUACAAUGAAUAUAUGACUGCUGAUCCUUCUGGAAAUCAUUAAAGCUUGAACUAUUUGGGGUCCUUGAAAGUUGAAAUGUUGAUAUAUUUUUAAUUCAGGAGGUCAUUUUGUUUUCCUUUUAAUUUUAUUUGUAAGAAACAAGUAAUUCGGCGAUAAAGAUAAAUAAUUGGAAGGAGGCAUGACUAAAAGGAAAUCAUUGAAUAAAUGGACUCAAGACCUCCCGUUUUAGUGUCAGAUAGUAAUUAGAAAGUUAGAAUGUCUUUUUUCUUUCAGGUCCCAUGUAUGGCUCUCUCCUACGUGCUUGGCAAUCAUUUAUGACUGCCACGGAGCGGCUCAGCGAACUUCACACACAGAUCCAAAAGACUUUGGUAACCGAUGAUGCUGAUAAAAUACGCAAUUGGCAAAGGGAGACAUAUCAUCGCAAGAUAUUUGGAGGCUUCAAGGAGUCAUGUGAGAUUGACAAUGGGUUCUACAAGGCACAGAAGCCAUGGGCAAAAAAGUUAAAAAAGGUAAUUUUUCCUCUGAGUAUGUUUUAGAGUUUUUCACAAUUUUUUUGCAUUUCUACUAAUAAACAUCUCCACUUGCCGCUCUCAUGUUUCACAUCAUCCAAGUUUCUUCUCUGGUUGGCUAAAGAGUUUAUGGUGGCUUUUAUAUUUACAUCUGUCAUCGGUUACCCUGUAUUCUGUCUUGCCACCUUUCUCUCCUCUUUUCUAGUUUUCUAGAGAAAUCUUGACCCUGAAAGUCCUUUAAUUUUCAUUCUACUGCUCUUCCCUAUCAUUUGACUAUUGUUAUGCUUUUUAAGCGUCUGCCUACUGAUUUCUUUCUUGUCCAUCUUUGCAAUGCAUACAUUUCUCAAUAUUUAGGACAUUUUGGGUACCUGUAGAUGUAAUGGAGGUCACUGGUCCUCACUUUCUCUCUCAGAGAAUUUAACCAUGCAUUAUUGACGCAAUUUUUUUAUUCAUCUGAUUAGAAAUAUAAUUUUCGUCCAGGUCUGUGGAUGAAUGCAAUGCCCUGUGCUACUUUAUUUUUACCCUUCUGAGAUGGAAAAACACCAAUUACCUCUUCAUGGCUAUUUAAGUGACUAUUUCUCCUUGGACCAUUAAUAUUGAGGUUCCUGGACCUGUUUGGUUUAUGGGCCCAGGUUUGUGCUCCUAUACGGGUGCAUUGUAAAUGAUCAGUAAUAUACCAAUGGCUGCCUCUCCCUCGAUAACCGAUCCAGUACCUCUUUUUUAUGUCUCUAAAUUUAAAGCAUAUUUACAGGCCCAUAUCUGGAUGACUAAUCCAAAGAAAAUCCCUUCUCAACAAAUAACGUGUGCAUCCAUGUAUGUGGCUCCAUUGACCAUGGCUGUAGGACCUACAACUACCAAAAAGAAACAAACUACACCUUUUCCAAUUACUCCUCAUUUUUUUUUUCUAGAGUGUAUUUCCACAUUCAAAGUAUCCCACCAUGUUUAAACGUUCUUUCUCCUAAUCAACAGUAUCCAUCCAAGAAUUGUCUUCAUGAUACCAGUAUGUCCCAGAACCCAUGUACCGUAGCAUGUUCAAAACCUUACACACUGUGUGUGCUUGUUCACAGGUAGAGAAAUCCAAGGCAGCCUAUCACAAAGCGUGCAAGAAGGAGCACUUUGCCACAAUCCGAGAAAACAAUGGAAAGAUCAACCCGGAACUGUCUCCCGAGAAACUAAAGAAACUAACAGAAGACCAUGAGAAAUACACACAUGAUAAGGAAAAGGUGAAUCAUCACCGUGAAAAUCUUUCUACUACUGCCAGCCAAAGUAGAAAACCAGACAAUUAUAUUUUAUUGUUAACGAACCUAUUUUUACUUUGUUUUUACAAAAUGUCUCUGGUUUAUAUUUUAUGUUUUAAUGGUUUUCCUUCAGGUAUAGUAUAUGUAAUCCAUGUUAUGACUUUAGCUAGGGGGGAAUUAAUGCUAUUUACAUAGAAAGAGCUCUUAAAUGUAAAAGUAAGCUCUCGGAAAUUAGUCCAGGCAUACUACUUUAACGUAAGAAAUGCAGCCUAAGUUUAAACCUUACAGGCAUGCAUUUGUCUCGUUUUGCCACUCUAUCUCCAUGAACCCUCCAUCUAUUUUCAACAGUAUUUAGUUUCUCUCAACUGACUUCCCUUGUCUCCGGUUCUUUGAUCGCACAAUCAGAUUCCACAUUUGAAAUGAUAAUAUAACUUGUUACUUGGAUAGCGUGAGAAGACUUUACUGCUGGAUGGAAGGCACCCAGUCAAUGUAUCGUCCACUGGACAAACCGCUAGAGAUGCUCACUCAUGGUUCUGUGCUCCAGAAUGAUGGCAUCAUAUUCACUACCCAGUGCUCUGCCAGAGAACAAACUGGGGUUUUGAAAAGAGCACCGCUGGACGUCUGUGCUGCAGAUUUGUGGAAGGGAAAUCCGGUCUUCCUAACCAUCAAAUGGUGCUGCACAGUAUCUUGGUACCCAAGUGAGUUGGUAUAAUCCCAAAUAUCAAUUGAAAUGAUUUUUUGGGGCUAUUUUGAUCUAAAUGUUGCAGUUAGCUGUCAUCUCUACUGAACGUGGGGCUCAGAGCAGGGGUGGCUAAAAGGCAUAUCCACAGGUGCAAUACCCAUAAUGCUUUGUGAAGCUUAAGGCUGAUAAAGCAUUAUGGGAGUGGUAGUAUUUCAAAAGCUUGAGGUGUUGUUUUCACCAAUCCUAGACUAGGGAGUAGAUCCCCUGGUUGAAAAGGAGUUUGUCCACAAGUGACAUAUCAUUUUAUAAUAUAUCUAAUGAUAAAAUAUUGUUGUGACAUUGCAGGUGAAGCAGAGGUACGAGAAAUCUCUACAGGAGCUUAAUAAGUAUAAUGCCAAAUACAUGGAGGAAAUGGAAACCGUGUUCGACCAAAGCCAACAGAUGGAACAGAAAAAGAUUCUCUUCCUCAAACAGGCUCUUCAUUCUGUACACAAACAUCUUGACAUCACCAGCAAUGAGAGGUGAGCAGUCUACACCUUACUACACUCUAUAUCACUCCAAGUACCCCAAUAAAAUCACUUUCUACACAUCCCACAUCCACAAAAGCUCUCAUCUGGGAGAAUGACCUGACUGCUCACUCCAAGAGCAAUGAAAUGAACAUAGAGUCACAUGGGCUGUAUGUUGUGCUAAGCAGGAGCUCACAUUUAAGAUCGUGUAUGCUUUAGUUUCCAGGACACAAAUGAGCUAAUAUACAUAUUUACACUGAUCAGCCACAACAUUAAAAUUACCUGCCUAAUAUCCUGCAAGUCCCCCUCGUGCUGCCAAAACAGCUCUGAUGCGUGGAGGUAUGGACUCCACAAACCCUCUGAACAUGUCCAGUGGUAUCUGGCACCAAGACAUUAGCAGCAAGUUGCAGGGUUGGGCCUCAAUGGGUCGGAUUUGUUGUACCAGCACAUCCCACAAAAUGCUCAAUCAGAUUAAAAUCUGAGGGAUUUGGAGGCCAAGGCAACACCUUGAACUCUUUGUCACACAAUUUUUGCAUGUGGCAGGGUGCGUUAUCUUGCUAAAAGAGGCCAUUGCCAUCAGGGAACACCAUUGCCAUGAAGGGGGUGUACAUGGUCUGCAACAAUCUCUAGGUAGGUGGUACAUGUUAAAAUAACAUCCACAUGGAUGCCAGAACCCAAAGUUUAACCAGCAGAACAUUGCCCGGAGCAUAACAAUGUGUCCACCAGCCUGCCUUCUUCCCAUAGUGCAAACUGCUACAAUCUCUUCCCCAGGUAAACGACGCACACGCAGCCGGCCAUCCAUCUGAUCUCAAAGAAAGUGUGAUUUAUCAGAACAGGUAACCUUCUUCCAUUGUUCUACGGUCCGGUUCAGACACUCACGUCUCCAUUGAAAGCUCAUUUAGCAGGAAAUGGGGGUUAUCAUGGACACUCUGACUGGCCUGCAUCUAUGCAGCCACAUAAACAGCAAACUGUUUGAUGAAGGUUUUUCAGCACUUUGAGCUAUAGAAGCUCUUCUGUGUGAUCGAACCAGACAGGCUAGCUUUCACUCCCCACGUGCAUCAGUGAGCCUUGGGCGUCCAUGACCCUGACGCCAGUUCACUGGUUGUCCUUCCUUGCACCACUCUUGGUAGAUAUUAACCACCAUAUACCGUGAACACGCCACAAGACUUCCCGUUUUGGAAAUUGUCAGAUCCAGUCAUUUAGCCAUCAGUAGUUGGCCCUUUUCAUAGUCACUCAGAUCUUUUAGCUUGCCCAUUUUUCCUGCUUCCAACACAUAAAAAUUCAAGAACUAACUGUUCACUUGCCGCCUAAUAUAUCCCACCCCUUGACUGGUGCCAUUGUAACAAUAUAACCAAUAUUAUUCCCUUCACUUGUCAUUGGUUUUAAUGGUGUGGCCGAUCAGUGUAUGUAGUGACUGGUAGUACAUGAAACGAGUUGCACUGUGCUAUGUGGAAUUCAAUUUCUGGAGGGGAGGAAACCAAAUAAAUAUUCAGUGUGGAAUCCUGCAGGAUAUGAGUUCUAUAUACAGCAAGGCAGACUGCACGUUUUUUAUGUUUUGUUUUUUAAGAAUUAAUGAGACACAGUGUUAGCAGGAUAUAAGCAGUAGGAUUACAAUACAAUAACACAGGCAUUGUGUGCUAAGGUAACAGUGGAUCAACACAAUGAAAUUUUGAUUAGUAAGAUACAAGAUGAAUAACCAAGAUAUAUUAAACAUAGCUAAGUGAGCUAGGACUGAACACUGAUAUGUAAACAACCCUACAGGCCAUAAUAAAGGGAGAUGGGCUCCAGAGACAUUCUGCUUGGGUUGGAAAUCCCAGGGGUAAGAGUCUCUGGGUGAGGUAAGGUAAUCAGCCGCUGCCCCUUCGUGAGGCAGAGUCACCAGGUGCUGCAGAUAGGUACCGCUUCCAGGUGUACCAGAGAAACAGCCUGUCAACUCAGCUCUGAGUUGAUGUCGUUAUAUAGGACCAAGCAUGCUCCAGUAGAGUGACCGCCAGCGUGGGAUCAGCGGGGACAGGUAAGUCCCCUGGACGGCGGGGUUGUUCUAUGCCACCCUCCGUCAUUUAGAGCAACCCCAAAAAGGACAGUAUAGAACGCCCGCCGUCCUUAAGGGGUAGAAGGAAAACGCCGGUCCCCAAUACAACAUUUAUGCAUUUGAUAGAUCUUGACCUCAUUAAUAUGCUGCCUUUAUUCUGCUUGUAUAUCUAUGGUUUUUGCACAUAAAAAGAAUAUAAAUGUUUUGGAGAAUUGUGCACCAGGCGCUAUUCUCUGUAUUCACGUCUCCUAAUGCCAGAAAGUUGCCCUUAUCAGUGUAUGUAUACAGUGUCAGCCCCAGCAGCACUGAGUGGACUUUAAUUCCCAAUCUGGCUGCAGACAGUCAUAGAAACUGCAAACAGGUAGUGAUAUCCUUACUAUAUGUCUCCAUGUGUAUCCUCGCCUUCUAAUGCUGGUUGAUUAUUUUUUUGUUCAGAUCAUUCAGUGCUGUAAGUGGGUACUGUGCGUAUAUUCGAUAAGGAAGUCUUUUUCUGGAGUGAGGGGGCGUGCCUAAAGAGGCUGGUUUAUGGUUCAGCAUUCAGAAGGGAAAAAAAACAUUGAGCAUGCAAAUCCUCGCAAACAAACAACAAUACAAAACAGCAGCAAAUUAAUUAUGCCAAAACCAUCACAAGUAUUAAAUCUGUGUUGGGGCCGGAAUGUCUUUUUAAGCUGGCAAGUAUUACUGUUUUGGACCCACAUACAAAUGACUCAAAAUGUACCAAUGUACAUGUGAAUUAUGCUUAUCUACCUUUAAUGAAUUGACCAAUGCAUAUUGUAUUUUAUUUACAGUGUGCAAAUAGUGUAUAAUGACCUGAAUCAGGCAAUAAUGAGCGUUAACGAACAGGACGACUUGAAGUGGUGGAGAAACAAGCAUGGCCCAGGGAUGUUAAUGAAUUGGCCCCAGCUGGAGGUACUAUUUGGGAUCAUAUGUCGUGUUUUAUUUCUCGUAUUCUGAAUAUCGGCAUACUGCUCACAUUGUAAGGUUUAUUCCAUAAAAAGUGUUGAGUUGAAAACUUCUGCCAAAAUAACUGAAUUUUAAAUAUUUUCCAGUGAGAGUCCAUUUUUCCAUCUAUUCCUCUAAACCAUGAAUACAUACCUCUCGUAUUGAAAGAUACACUAUAGUCACCAAAACAACUUUAGCUUAAUGAAGCAGUUUAUGUGUAUAGAUCAUACCCCUGUUGUCUCACUGCUCAGUUCUCUGCCAUUUACGAGUAAAAUCACUUUUGUUUCUGUUUAUGCAGCCUUAGCCACACCUCCCCUGGCCAUGACUGACAGAGCGUGCAUGGAAAAAAAACAUGGUUUAAUUUUCAAUCAGUUAACUUUAGAAGUUAUUAUCUCCUGCUCUCUAGAUUUAACUUUAAUAAUACACAGGAGGCUCCUGCAAGAUCUAGCAACCUAUUAACAAUUUAGGAGAUAAGAAUUUCUAAAUUAAACGUGUAAACAUUAGAUGACGCUUUACAGGAAGUGCUUAGAAAGGCUGUGCAAGUCACAUGCAGGGAAGUGUGGCUAGCGCUGUGAUUUUACUACUAAAUGACAGAGAACUGAGACUGCAGGUUUAUGAUAUAUACAGCAAAUCUGCUUCAUUAAAUUAAAGUUGUUUUGGUGUCUAUAGUGUCCCUUUAAGUUCUCUAAGAAGGUGGAUUUAUGAUCCAUCAGGCAGAUCAGUGUACCAUAGGCAGUUAUGGUAAACUGAAACAGUUAUCCAUAGAAUGCAGUCAGAGGAAUUCAAGGGAAUGGAGAGGCCUUUUCCAGAAUUAGAAUGCAAAGUUCAUGAGACCUGCUGGAGGUCAGGGAGGUUUGCAUCAUGUGAGUCUCUACAGGCUUUUUAACCAAAGUGUGAGUUGCUGAGAAAUCAAAGUGAAUUAAAAAUUUUAGGCCCAAAUUUCAAGUCAAAAAUUUGAAUUUGCUUUGAAUCUCUGGCAAUCCACUCUUUAGGGAAAUAUCCUGUUACAUUCUAAACUUUGGUUUAAGUAGGUAAACUCAGCAGUUGUUUGGACCAUGUCGAGGUUAAUGUAAGUCUAGGCAGAGCUAAACAUACUCAAGUAAAAUGCCAGUGAGUAACCAACUACCUUGUUGAAAAGUGUGUGACAAAAAUAGGCACAAGCCUACUAAACAACUUGCUGCAGAGUAACGUGUAAAAAUAUAAAAGGUUCAAUAAACGUAGCGGAUUAUUUUCUAAAUUGUGAUAUAAAGAAUAUUGAAACCUCAGAUUUAAAAAAAAAAAAAAAAGAUUUAGAAUGAUUAAGUUUCAUGUUAAAGUUACCAUAUUCCAGUAAAAGUCAGAUCUGGUAGGAUCCAGAAUUCAGGUGUAUAUAGAAUAUAUAUAUUUCAAUAGACAUCCAUCAUUAGAAUUGGUUUUUUUUUUCAUGGAAAAGUGCAGAGAAACAUAGUCGAAACACCACUUAAUGCAAUGGAAUGAAGGAGAACAGCUCGUGGUCUCAAAACUCUAAAGGAGAACCAUCAUAUUCACAAAGACUUGAUGUAGCCAAACCACUCAUAGUCACAAAGCUCUGAAAGCUGGGCAAUCUAUGGGAUUGAAUUUGACGCACAGUUUUCAGCCCUUGAGACAUUCACAGCUAUUUUAAUUGUUAUUAGUCAUAUAUCAAAAUAAAAUACCACCUCUCCUCAAAUGUCAGGGUCAAAAAACAACAAAAGGAAAAAAAUAUAUACAUCUCGACCUGGUGAAAAUGCACCCUAGGGUUGUGUGAGGACUGAUAGCUCAAGAUACAAACAUUGUUCUUUGCCUAGAUCUCACAAUUUUGGGAAAAAGUAUCUCAACUCUAAAGUAGACACUCGGAGGUAUGCUACGGCCAUCACAUUCUUCUGAAGUGUGAACCGAGAUAUGUAUAAAGCAGAAGUCCAACUUUGGCCAUGCCAAUAGAUAAUAUUUAGAGGUUUUAACCCCUUAAGGACACAACUUCUGGAAUAAAAAGGAAUCAUGACGGAAUAUUUCCAUCACAUUCUUCUGAAGUGUGAACCGAGAUAUGUAUAAAGCAGAAGUCCAACUUUGGCCAUGCCAAUAGAUAAUAUUUAGAGGUUUUAACCCCUUAAGGACACAACUUCUGGAAUAAAAAGGAAUCAUGACGGAAUAUUUACGUCGUGUCCUUAAGGGGUUAACUAUGGAAACCCAUUCUUAGAAAUGAAUUAUAGAGAGCAGGGAGCAUUAAGGGAGAUGCAUUUUUAGUCGAAAAUCAUGGUUGCAAAUGUUGGCCACUCCUGAUGGAGAGUGUGGACAUCAAUAAUGCAACAUUUCUAACAAAUGUCAGCUAAAAACAAUGAAUUUGCAUUUCACAUUAUCACAGUUAAUUUUUGCAUCUUCCACAGGAGUGGAGUCCAGAUGUAGAGCAGCAGAUUGUGAAGAAGAAGAAAGUGAAAGAGACGGACAAAGUGAAGUUAUACAGUGUCACACCCACGGAAAGCAGGUUAAUGUCUACACUAUUCAGAAUUUUUUUCUUUUAUUGAAUGCAAGUUACAGAUUGUGUUGUUUGCAAAGAACUGAAAAAAAAAAUUUUCUAGUUCACUGGAAAGAACGGAAAAUGUUAUUUUAAUUCAACUUUAAAAAUAUAGUAAAUGUUCCCUUAAAUCUCAGGGAUUUGUUGUGUUGAGCUAUUUUAAUAGCGUUUGUUUCAUUUGUUUAUUGCAAACCGCUGAAAGUCUUUUAAACUUUGACAGUAAACCGGAUUUCCAAAGGGGGUUGAAUAAUUUUGACUGCAACUGUACCAUUCAAAAUAAAGAGUGCGAAGAUAACCCACAGAAUAACGUGAUCAGCUAACUAGCACUCAACGUAAAUAUAUAGGGACACAUUCACUAUUUUAUCUGACUGAGCAGCAAUGUUAUGUCAGACUUUAAUGUUAUCUGACCAACUGCUGCUCAACCCAACUUGCCUGCUGCUGCGAUUGCUUUUUUUAAAACUAAAGAAAAAGGCAAGUUAGGUUGAACAGCAGUUGGUCAGAUAACAGUAGAGUCUGACCCAAUAGGGCAGCCAUAUUAAAAAAAUAAAAUAAAAAAAACACAAAAGUGAACAUUUCUCAAAACCCAUAUACAUCAUUUUAAAAUAAACUUUUAAUAAAUCAGAAGUGGAAAUUUGAUGAAAGUUGUCCUUUUUACUAGUGAUGGUGCUUGUAUGUGCAGUGUUCAGGUGGACCUCACUUUGCGAUGGCUCACACUUCCGACCAGCUCUCUAGCGUAGGGAUUCCCCACGUUAUGGGGAAUGUUUGGGGCAAUUUCCUCGAACAUAGAUUAGACGGAUUCCCUGCUCUGGUGCAGGGAAUCCCUCUAAUCUUUGUUCGAGGAAAUUGCCCCAAACAUAGAAAAACACACCAGCCAGGGAAUUCCUCUAAUCUAUGUUCGGGGAACAUAGAUUUGAGGGAUUCCCUGCUCUGCUUGUCUUUGUUUGUGGAAAUUUCCCAGAACCUAGAUUAAAGGGAUUCGCUGCUCUGCUGUGCUUGUCUAUGUUUGUGGAAAUUUCCCCGAACAUAGACCUGCAUGGUCUGUAAGUGAGGAGCAUCUGUACUUUGAAAUGCUGCACGUACAUUUUUUGUUGCUGCCAGAGGUGUAACUCCCCCUUUGAUACCGGAAGAAUGAGAGAUCUGGGCUGACUAAUGUCAAUAUUUCUGUGUAUAUUUCUGUGGACAAAGGGCCUUUUUUGGCUUAGAGUGUUCAGCGGAUGCUCUCAGCUAAUAAUGACCAGUAGUAUUAGAAACUGGCUUCUGUGGAGCUGUGCCACUGGGCAUUAGAGGAGGAUCUGUGCCCAGCAGGGACCCAGGUAAGAGAUAAACCAUUGCCAAAUGGUUUUCCCCAUUUCCAGCGAAUAGCGCCAGAACACUUCUAGUAUAAUAACCACAACAGUUGGCUGCAAGAGUAGCCCUUUUAAGUCCAAAAUUCACUUUGAAUUCCUGUCAGUAUUCUGAAACGCUGAUCACUUUAGAAUUGAACCUUCAUCGCCUGGUUUGGACAUAUGGCCUAUCUGGAGUGCUGCCAUUUUCUCUCACCAUUUUACCCAACUCCUAUAACUCUCAAGCAAAUUAUGGGAGUUUGAAUGUAAAACCAAUUAGGGAACAAGCUCAGACAUUGUACACGAUGCUUCCUGUGCCACUGACGCUACCAUAACCUGUCAUUCUGUGACCAUGUUAACAUGACAUUAAACUAUAUACAUAUAGUCAGCCAGUCACGUUUGCUUUUUUUACAGCAUGAACAAACCUCCUGUAAAUGUGACGGGAGUGCGUGUGCGAGCAGUGUACGAUUACUCAGGACAGGAAGCGGAUGAACUCAGUUUUAAAGCAGGUAACGCAUCAACGUUUGACAUCCAUAACCCUACCUUCUCAGAUAGUACCUGGAAAUCUGAUUCCGAUACUAACAUUCAGAAUGACUCUCAGUAGUACGCAAUACCACUAAACAGAGAUAUUUGGACACCUAUAGGCUUUGGCCUAGAAACUUGAGCUAGAUCAGGUGCUGAAAAUCAGGCCUGAUCUGCAACCUUCUCAUCAGGAAAGUUAGGUAAACAAAACAAUGUUUUUUAACUUUCUACCUCUUUAUCCGUAACCUGCCCGUCUGCCUUUCCACAUUUUGUCCCCUUUCCCUGCUUUCCCUUAUUGACAAUUAUAUUUUAGCUUGCUAAAAUGCUUUGUGUGAAGAGUUUGUCAUCUUGUUUUCAUUUUACAAAACAUUCAGAUUUCAAUAGCAAUUGGCAGUUUUAUAAAUUAACCUUGUUACAUCCCCAAGGCUGUCAAUCAGACAGUAAGUCCUGUUACUUCCUGGUUUGGUUAGCUCAGUGGAGCUAAACUCACGAGGCAGCAAUUGCCAAGAGCACCUCCCUUACAAAGACUUCUCAUUGAGCUGCAUUGGGAAGUCUGUGACUGGACAGCCACAGACAGUCUGGGCGAGCUAGAAGGGGAGGGCUUGCAAAGGCUGCAGCAAGAGAUUGGCAGUUUUUGCAAACUGUUUUUACAUAUACCCUAAUAAAAAUAAAAAAAAGUAUAAUUAAAUGCCUGCAUGUUUCCACUCUGGGUAUAUCUACUAAGCAAUGAUCUAUUUAGUCUUGUUUGGGCAGUGGAGGGUCCCUUUUAAAUAGUAGUAUGAAUCAUUGUUUGCUGAAUAAACAUGGCAGGAUGUGGAUUAUUGUGUUCAUUAGUGAAUUCUGUCUACCUAAUCAGGUGAUGAAUUGACGAAGAUUGAAGACGAAGAUGAACAAGGCUGGUGUAAGGGCGUGACAAAUCGUGGACAUGUGGGACUCUAUCCUGCCAACUACGUGGAAGUGAUUUCUGACUAAAUGACAGGAAACAGGAAAAAAAAUCUGAACCCAGUGUGUCCCAGUAUACACAGAUCUAGCCCCGCUGACAGAGAUAACACCGUGUGGGCUUCAACAAACUUUCCACAUGGAUAUUGUGUUAACCACUUGCAGGCUUGCCAAAACAGGAAAUGCCACUAUUAUCGAGUAGUGUAACUAGUUAGAGGGACACUCAAGGAGCCAUAUAACAACUUCAUCUCAUUGAAGUGAUUAUGGUGCCUGGAGUCCUCCAGUGCCAUCUUACUGUUGCAUAUUAAACUGUUCGAAAUGAGUGUCCCUAGUCGCUCACAUUAGCCCAGGCAGUGAUAGGAUGAGGGCCUUGUAGUGAUCUCAGCCUAUUUGCACUGCCCACCGCUAAUAUAACUUGGUAUGGCUGAUGUGUAAGAGCCUCCUCAUUCACCAUACCCUCAAGAUUUUGCUUUGACCCCAAACAAUGAGACCGCGCCAAAGGACUCCAGGCACUAUAACUACUUUAAUAUGACGUGGUUAUCCUGACUUAAGUGUCUUUCAACAUUCUCCUUUUUAGCCCACUAAAAUCUAUUUAAAGGGGUGAGCUCAUUAAACAGGGCCCUCCACCUCUCUGUUCCUGUAUGUCCAGUUGUCUGGUUACAAAUACAUGUCUGUUAGUCCACCUAUUGUACAGCGCUAUGGAAUCUGAUGGCGCGUUAUAAAUAAUAAAAUAAUAUUUCACACAGAUCCCAUACAAUGAUUGGACAAUGUACAUGGUGUGGGAUUUAGAGAACCCAUGGGCACCGCAGACUUCAUCCAUGCACUCUAUUCUUUAUGCUUGUAGAACAAAGAAUGUUGUGUCAGGACAACAAAGAACAUAGGAUUUUUUUAUAAUACAUAAUAAUUGAAUAAUUAAGAUGUUUACUAUAAAACAUUUUCCCCUGAUGUACACUUUGUCCUCUAUUAAUUGUUCACGUUCUGAUAUUAUAUGCAACAUCAACAGAAUAAUGCAGAAUCUCAUUAUCCUUUCCAGCAGAGGGUCUGAUUACUGAAUGUAACAUCAGGACUCUGCUCUCUUUAGAGAAAUAUAAUGGGCCCUUAGGGAUAGUGUAGGGAAUAGUGGUGCACAUAUGGCAAGGACUAAUAUAUGAUAACUUGUAGUGUAAAGCUUAACAAAUUUCCCUAGAAUUUAACAAGCCAACACCCAGACUUAGCCACAAUUAUAUGCCACAGGCUCACACAACUCGCCAGUCCUAAAAUACACGCCCCUAUACAAAGACUUCAAAUUGAAUUCUUAUUCUCUUAUGGUAUCCCAGCAGGAGGGCACAUUAUCAGUACAAGCUCAAUUUGUAAUGAAGCUGGGCCAGUAUAACAUGAAAAGUGUGCACCUGCCCUUGCUGUCUGUGGUUAAAUAGCGUUGGAUGGAUAAUUUAUAUCAGAAAGGCAGCAGCGGAGCCAGACUUUGGUUGACGGGUUUAAAAAAAAAAAAAGUAGCUCUCGACAUCCUGCAACUGUAAAAUGAGCAAGACUUUGUUUAUAUCGUUAAGGGCUGGUUUGUUUUAAUGGAUUUCAGUUACUGGUGUUUAAUGGAACACUAAAAGCACCAUAACAACUGUAACAGGUUUUUUUUGCUUACUUGUCUGCUUAUCACCUCUCCCUGACUACACUACUAACACUGGAGAACCAGAAGCUCCUAAG
Pelobates cultripes (western spadefoot toad) is the source of this 25707-nucleotide messenger RNA. The record is from the annotation of a GenBank genome assembly. Lineage: Eukaryota; Metazoa; Chordata; Amphibia; Anura; Pelobatidae.